Lutzomyia longipalpis is the source of this 1003-nucleotide messenger RNA. Its product is annotated as exosome complex component MTR3-like. Lineage: Eukaryota; Metazoa; Arthropoda; Insecta; Diptera; Psychodidae. Gene Ontology annotation, biological process: nuclear mRNA surveillance; poly(A)-dependent snoRNA 3'-end processing; U4 snRNA 3'-end processing. Gene Ontology annotation, cellular component: nuclear exosome (RNase complex); nucleolus; cytoplasmic exosome (RNase complex). The coding region runs from base 59 to 991 and encodes 310 amino acids. The record is from RefSeq and is a predicted model, not a curated record. The transcript has 2 exons.
AUUUUCGUGACACUGCACCAAGUUAUACGACAUUGGCUAAUUUAGUCGACGGAGCUAAAUGUUUUUGUUUUCUAACCUUACUUUUUUUAUAACUGAAAUCGUGUACCGCGCCUCCUUUUUAUUCCAAUUAUAUUCUGUAAAAUCAAUAAAAAUGCCAAUAGAUUACCGGCGCAACAAUGGACCAGAAUCCUCUGUUUCCUAUCAACUGCACAAGAAGAUUUACCUCCUGGACUACGAGGAGAAAUUGAAGGUUUUACUGAAAGAAGGAAAUAUUCGCAGGGAUGGAAGAAACCGAAAGGAAUCUCGGAAAAUUUUUAUUGAAAGUGGAGUUGUUAGCAAAGCCAAGGGAUCAGCCUACAUUGAAUGCGGAGAAACAAAAGUAAUUGUUUCAGUCUUUGAUCCACGAGAGAUUCCAAAACAAAGCAAAUUCUCAAUCAAUGGGGAUUUGUUCUGUGACUUUAAGUACUCUCCCUUUGCCAGCAUCCACCGUCGAAGUCAGCAGACAGAUACGGAAGAAAAGAGUCUGGCACAGGCAUUGAAAAGAGCAAUGGAGCCUGCUAUUUGCCGGCACGAAUUCCCCAAUUUCCAGGUGGAUAUUUUUGUGAAUGUCCUACAGGAUGAUGGAUCAGCUCUAGCAGCGGCAAUUAUAGCUUCAGGUUUAGCUGUUGCUAACGCUGGAAUACCAAUGUUUGAUAUUACCACAGCAGCAAACGUUGCCAUCACUGGAGAGAAUAUUUUCAUGGAUCCCACACGAGAAGAGGAAGAACUCUGCCUUUCAAGUUGCAAUCCAGGAGAACAUGGUCUUGUUACACUGGCAAGGAUGUCCACACAUGAGCAAAUAUCGGAAAUCUGGCAAUCCGGAAACAUUAAAACGAAAACACUCCUCACAAUCAUUGACCAUCUCGUGGAGGCUAACAGGAGCAUCGUUCCUAUUAUACAACAAACUCUCAUAGAGCGUGUAUCCAAGUUUAUUGAGAAUAAAAAUCCAUGAGAUCUCAUUCAA